UGCUAGCAGCUAGCCUUCGUGUUAAAAUUUGUCUAUUAAAGACGUAGAUAACACCAGCCCUGCUGUCUUCUACAUGUUAACUCGAUUAGAAAGUAGAAGUGGAAAGCAAAUCAAAAUCGGUUUACUAAUAGUUUCGAUAACCCAGUCUAACCAGGUGAGCGUUGGGGGAGGUAUUGUAAUUUAUAUUGCCUCUCCACCUUGCCACAACAGAAUAGUCCAUCGGUACUUUAUGCUGUGGAAAACAACGUUUUUGACGAUACUGAAGUUGGUUUCCGAUUCGGUAACGGGCUAAAGGGCAAUUACACUCAAUACUUCUCUACUCUGCCUAUCUUUAAUCAGCUCUAGCUCAAAAACUACAACACAUACCUUCUUCGAACCUGAACUAGAUUAUUCUAGGCGAAUAGCAGAUUGCAGCAAACGUAGUUUGUGAUUUGCGAAACUUCAAGAAAGUCAGAUUUGUCUAGCUCAAAAACUACAACACAUACCCUCUUCGAACCUGGACUACAUUAUUCUGCACUACUAGUAGAACAAAUAAAACCACCACUGGGAUUUGUGAAACUGUUUUUUAAUUUGUGGAACUUCUAUAAAGCCAGAUUUUGGCGUGUUUCCUUCAUCUAGACCACAUUAAAACAGCUGUAAUUUCAAAACUGCAAUACGUAGACAGUUCACACCUGGACUAGAGUAUUCUGCACCACUAGCAAAACAAUUAAAACCAACUUUGAGAUUUAUGAACACUUCACAUAAAAGGUCAUUUAAUACCUUUUCAUGCAUGUUGAAUACACAGCAGGGCAGAUUUCAUACAACUGUCCAAUUUUUCUUUAUUGCCUGUUCGUGCAUAAUUAAACUUUUAGUUUUUUGUUUUUUCAGUUUUUCUGUCUUCAUAGAAGAUACCAUACAUCUGAAAUUAGGGAUGCACCGAUACCGAUACAUCGGUGCAGAUACCAAUACAAUACUGGUAUCGGUAUCAGUGAAAGUUAACCGAUACCAUUGCAGUUGCUUGAAAAUGGCUUCACGGUAACUUGUCAUUUCUGUUCACCUAAUAUUUUAGUUUUGUGAUGAUUUCUAUUCAUGUAUUUUACUUUUUAUCUACCUCACAGUCUUCUCCUGAUGAAAGCAGAGAAGAAAAUAAAAUCUGUAUUCCAAAUCAUUGCAUUUUUUUUGUGUGGUAGAAGUACAGGUAUCGGUAAUCUGUAUCGGCGAGUACUCAGAUCCAAGUAUCGGUAUGCAUCGGUUUGGGAAAAAGUGGUAUCGUUGGAUCCCUAUCUGAAAUGGCCUUCUGUAAAGCUGUGAUACCUUCAUAGAGGGGACAUCCACUGAGGAACUGGGACCAACAACCAUAAUGUUGUCAUUCACCUCCUCUCCACUUUUUAGUUGUUUCUAACAUAGCAAGUUUUCCUGCUGUAGUUCUUCCGUGUCUUUGUUGUGGGUAUGACACGACAUUUUCACUCCUUUUCUUUCACUCAGUUUUCAAUUCCUUUUAUGUGUCUUUAAAGGACUUAUUGGUUCAUUAAUUGUGUGGCACGCACGCUACAGCACAUCUAAACUAUAAACUGCACAGAUGCAAACUGGGUUUCCGUGUAAGUUAGUUAAUGACUCCUGCAGGUGCGCACAAAGUGGGACAUCUGGUCAACCUAUUGUACGCUGGUCUGUCACAGAUGCGCACUGAGCUCCUUUUCAGCGCGCAGCUCGCUUGAGUUCCAGUUCCAGUGUGGAUCAGAUGCUAAAAAUAUGCAUAAAUCUGGCUUUCUUGAAGUUUCACAAAUCAGAAAAAUGUUUCACAAAUUACAAACUAUGUUUUCUGCAAUCUGCUAUUAUCCCGGUUUCACACUGCAAGCAUCAGCGGAGCGGCUCACUCGCGAACUUCAAAGCGGUCCUUUUCACACCGGGAGAGUCUUGGCUGCGGCACGGCUUCCUCACUGCGCCUCUCUGUACCCGCGAGAUUCUGAAAUCUCUCGAGACUUCCGACACCGUCCUCAUCGAGAGAUCACAACCCCCGCGAGGAAUCACACCGUUGCGCUUCUCGAAAGAAACUGGUGGUAAACCAAGCUGUUCGGUCACACGUACUGACAUGGCCAGGUGACUUUUGUCUCCGAGCUUUUGUCUAAACCUGCUCAGAAGUUGUCCAAGUAUGGUUGGUAUGCCAACGUCAGGCUGCAGAGGUUCCACAUGCCAGAGGAGACCGCCAUCGCUCGCUGGUUGUUCUCCGUGAAAAAGGGUCACACCUUCCACUGUGGACAACACAACGUCACCAUCCAUAUUCGAUGGGGUGCCCCUCCCGUUAUAAACCCAACAGGAUCAGUGUUUCCCAAUUCAACACUCUGGAGCCCCAGUUUGUCCCUGACUCUACCAGUUACCUCACAGAGCGUCACAACCUUUAACCUGUCCGACCCUGCUGCAGGUGAUUGGUACGUUGCUGCCCACCUGCCUGAGGAUGACGGGCGUAUAGAGCAGAAGGGUUUCCCAUCCUGCUCCUACUUCUUCCAGCCUCAGCUGUCUAUCAGGAGAGCGGUGGACAUGCCCGUCCUACAGCCAGACGCGUUCCUAACACAGACCGCAGCCCCUGACGGACCUGCACGCCUUAAGUUAUAUGUUCCAGAGUUUGCCUCGUCUCUCUCUGUAUCCGUGGCUGACUGCUCAUCGGGGGAGGCAGCAGAGAAUGAAAACUGUUCACUGGUCCUCAGACUUGGCUGUGCAUCUCUGCAGCUGGACCCUGUGAGGGUAAACUGCUCUGGGAUCCGCUGCUCUGCAUCCCUCCCUAACCCACCAUGGAACACCUGGUUACGUGUUGUUGUGGAGAGCAGCCAAGCAAAUCGCACUGUGACCUUUAAAGUAGUCUCAAACUACACAGUGGGAUGCAAGCCAAAAAGUGUCGGCCUCGAAGCAGACGACGACUUCGCUAAGCUCCGUGGCAACAGCAGCCCCGCUAACCCAGUGAGCAACAUCUCGGUGGUUUCAGACACGGUCACCGUUAGCAACCAUUCCUUGGCUCAGGUGUCACAGCGGCCGGUGUCUGCGUGUGUGGGGACUGUUCCCGUGUUGUUCGAGGAGUUGGAUGUUCUGUCCCUCCGCUUCACACCCGUCAGUGGGCCCAACAUCAGCAUCACUAACACUCACCCGAUGCUGCUCAGCUACCCGCUGCACACACACGCCAGCGGGGGAACUCUCAACCUGCAGCUCACACUCAACUCUACUAAUGCAACCGUGUCCAACAGCAGCAACGUGGUGGCCUGUUUCUCUCCCUGGACUCCAGUCCUUGAACUCAACCACUCUCAACGCUGUCGCACAGCUCUGUUUGGAGGAUUCAGUAUUGGUGUGAACGUCAGUGCUCCAAAAGCCGUGGUCAGGCUGCCCUUUCCUCAGUCCACAACAUGGUACCUCACUCUGCAGCUCACCUGCAACAGCGGUGACUGUGGCAACACGUCGGUGGUGUCUGUGGUCCCAGAGGUGUUCCUCAGUGCCUGUGUGGAGGACUGUGGGCCAUAUGGUGAAUGUCGCCUGCUGAGGUCCUACAGCUAUCUGUACGCCGCCUGCGUCUGCACGGCUGGCUGGAAGGGCUGGGGUUGCACCGACGACUCCUCGGCCCAGUCGUACGCACACCAAAUAACUGCGAUCCUGCUGCUCACGCUCAGCAAUCUGUUCUUCCUUCCCGCUAUCGUGGUGGCCGUCAGACGCUCUUACCUCACAGAGGCCUCCAUCUACCUCUUCACCAUGUUCUUCUCCACGUUCUACCACGCCUGUGACCAGCCAGGUGUAGCGGUUCUGUGUAUAAUGGACUACGAUACCCUGCAGUACUGUGACUUCCUGGGGUCGAUCUGUUCCAUCUGGGUCACCAUUCUGUGCAUGGCUCGUGUCAGAGACCUAAUUAAAUAUACCCUGUUUAUGCUCGGGGCCUUACUCAUAGCCAUGUCGAUGCAACUGGACCGGAAAGGCCUGUGGAACCUGCUGGGCCCCAUCCUCUGUGCCAUACUCUUCAUGGUCAUUACCUGGGUGUACCGAGGGGUCCGUCGCAGACGCUGCUACCCGCCUUCCUGGCAGCGCUGGGUCUUCUUCCUGAUCCCCGGACUGCUCUGCGCUCUAGUCGGGGUUUGUUUGUACAUCUUUGCUGAGACGGAGGACAACUACUACUACACACAUUCGCUGUGGCACAUCCUGGUGGCCAGCUGCGUGGUGUUCCUGCUACCGCCCAAGGAGAAGAACAUUGAGGAGCUGGGCUGGAGCAGAGGCUGGAGCUGGAGCUGGAGGCCUCGGGUUUGUGGAUAUACACUCUGCCAGAGCAACAAGGAGGAACUCUAUACGGUCACAUAGCAGGUCAGGAGGUUCUGGAAGAGAGCAGAGGGACUGGUUAUCGAUUAUCUGGUUUUUGUCCAGUAGACAUUCACAAGCAGUGUGGAAACUUCACGUUUCUUUAUAUUAUCACAGGUCUGCGGUCUUUGUGUUCACAUUAAUCAGAUUGUAAGUGUGGACGGUGACACGGAACCACAACCUUCAGUUAGAGCUUCAGGUUCUACGGAUCAGGAUUACAUGGACACUAGUCUCUACCCACAAUGCAACAUGAGAUUACCCGCCGUAUUGUUGGAAGCGUGAUGCUGGUUUGAGGAAAGCUCUGAUGCAUGAUUUUAUCCCAAUAUAUCAAAAUGUUUGUAGUCGUUUUUCUGUGAUUUGCAGCAGAUUUUUAAUUUGCUUUGACUUAAAUGCUCACAAACCGAGUUUCGUGUUUUAACCAUUUAAACCAGUUUUUAACUUGUGGUUGAGUUGAUCAGAACGUGUUCAAGCACACUGAUCGCCACCGUCGCGCUUCUCUGCUUUUGAUCCUGAUCUGUAGAGCUUGGACCUCACAGCCAGGACUCUGCUUGUUUAUGUAUGUAUUUAUGAAUUUCACCAUGUGGAACACGAACGUUUGAAAUGUUUAUGAUGAAAAGCUCUCUAUGGAACUCUGAAACGGGAACUCUUUUAAACGCUCUUGUGUUUUUGCUGCAGGUCCGGGUGGACUUGGACUAGUUUUACCCAAGUCUUUAAACGUGCUUCCUCUUUUAACUGCUACAUCCUUUGUGUCCCGCUCUGACUUGUUUAGGUAAAAUAACGUAAGCCUCGUAGAAAACACCCGAAACCACCGAGUCACUCUUAGAUCAUCUCAUUUCUCCCAGACGCUGCACAUGGCGGCUCUGGGUUGUGAUGACGCUCGUAUCUCAGAUCAGACUAAUGUUUUAAAAAUGGCCUAAAAAACGCACAUCUGUGUGUUCUUUCUUCCUGGUGUGAUUAUAAAAGGGCUUCUACCAGGUGUGUGUCUUCAGGUAAAGGAUCUGCUCGAAGGCCGUUUGUAUUGUAAUGAAGGUUUCAGUGGGAGCACGGGCAGAAUGUCUUGCCCUCCAGCCAGAACCUGAAAACAGCACCAGUAGGCAACAACUUAUUCAAAAGAGCCUUUAUUCACACCGGCAAUAAUAAAACACGAGUCCUUCACACUAAAAGCCAGCUGAUCAGCAUGUAUAAAGACGAGCAGAGGUACUUAGCUGUCCCAGUUGAUGCGACCCCCCCUCCCCGGGGUCUGAGCUACCGACACCGUCCAACGCCCCGGGGCUCAGCUUGCGAGGACGGCGGGUAAAUCCACAUCUUGGGUCCGGCUGCCAGAGUCUGUGGCGGCAGAUGUCGGCGUGGUCUCGGCACCCAGCUACUCCCAGCCCUCGCUACCUAAAGAAGGCGUCAAGCCUUCCCUCCUAGCGCUGGAACACUGCCCACCUGCUCAACUGUCUUCAUCGCCGGCAGUCCUAAACGACUGCGAUUGACCCCACCCCCCAGAAUCUGGUGCCACGACGACAGGUCGACCACACACACCACCUCGGUAGAUCUGCCGCCCUCUUGUUCUCUCCGGCCUCGUUACCCGUAACAAGGACCAGCUGGCGUCCAAUCACCACGCCCUCAGAAUCCGGCAACUCCCGUCUUCUGUCUUCCACGGCACGGUCACCCAACAUCAAAACAAACUCCGUCCAUCAUGACCAGUUUGAAGCAAACGGAAACUGACCUGAGUCAUGACUCUUUUCUUGACCCUAGUCGGUCAGCUGCAGCAGCAGCAGACAUGAUGAUGUCAUCUUUACACAUUCAGACCAAAACCAGGAAGUGGUUUUCACAUGGAUGAUUCCACCUGAAGGGCUUCUUAAAAAUUAAUGUCAUUUACAUUUGCUUCAUCUCUAGCAGUGGUGUUCAGUUGGAUGAUGCAUGUUUACCGUUUAUAGCUAAAUGUUGGAUAUUUCUCUGUAGCUCUGUGUGUGUGUGUGUGUGUGUGUGUGUGUGUGUGUGUGUGUGUGUGUGUGUGUGUGUGUGUGUGUGUGUGUGUGUGUGUGUGUGUGUGUGUGUGUGUGUGUGUGUGUGUUUACAGUAGGAGCCUGUGGAGCUACUGCCAAAUGCGGGACACAACAGUUUAUGUUUGCUGUUAUUUUUGCACAGAACUUUCAGCCUUUUUUGUUAAAAAAUAAAAACCUGUCUAACGCUUGUUACCACUACUGUAAGUUGUUCUUAUUCUCAGUAAAAAUGUACUCUAUAACCAGUUAUAUGUUGAACCAGGAAAAAUAAAUCAGCUGUGCCAGUA
Molecule: messenger RNA, 6580 nt
Organism: Nothobranchius furzeri (turquoise killifish)
Lineage: Eukaryota; Metazoa; Chordata; Actinopteri; Cyprinodontiformes; Nothobranchiidae
Gene: pgap6
Product: post-glycosylphosphatidylinositol attachment to proteins 6
Cellular component (GO): membrane
Source: RefSeq, a predicted model, not a curated record